Peromyscus californicus insignis is the source of this 13805-nucleotide messenger RNA. RefSeq names its product L-lactate dehydrogenase A-like 6A. The record is from RefSeq and is a predicted model, not a curated record. Gene Ontology annotation, cellular component: cytoplasm. The transcript has 2 exons. Gene Ontology annotation, biological process: carboxylic acid metabolic process. Gene Ontology annotation, molecular function: L-lactate dehydrogenase (NAD+) activity. NCBI's taxonomy places the organism in Eukaryota, Metazoa, Chordata, Mammalia, Rodentia, Cricetidae. The coding region runs from base 12478 to 13626 and encodes 382 amino acids.
AGAGAGUGGAUCUUCCCUUGCUCUGCGAGCCCUAGGCUGGGGUUCUCUUUAUGCCUGGUGUGGGGUCGGCGUGAUCAGCUUUGCAGUCUGGAAAGCUUUAGGAGUUCACAGCGACUCAGGGAUCCCCGUGGAAGAGGAGGUGGAAAGAGUGUAAAAGCCAGAAGGACGGGGGACACCAGGAGAACAAGGCCCCCUGAAUCAACAUGAUUGGCAGAGACUGAGGCAGCAUGCACAGGACCUGCACGGGGCCCUAGAGCUGAAAGGAGAAGUGGACACAUGCCCCAUCCCUGACCCAGAAGCAAUCUCCAGUUGACAACUACUUGCAAAUGAAAAUUUAGUUUCCUCCAAGGGAGUCACUGGGAAACACACUACUCUUAAGGGUAGGCUGCAUGCCCAGCAGUAGAUGGCCAACAGAGAAGGAACUCCAUGGCAUCUUUGGAGGUUCCUUGUCUCUGUGUCAGGUCAGGGCUUUUCCAUUUUUUGAAUAUUCUUUAUUUUUAUUUAUGUGUAUUUUUUCUUAUCUCCUUUACCCUACUAGUACUUUGCAUGUGUAUUAUGACUUCCAGUUUAGUGUUUUUAUGCGAUUCCUGAAUGUGCAAAUGAGUGGGUCUGUUUCUUGUGCCUCCCCUUAGGCUCUUUUCCCUCUAUUUGUUUUGUCCAACUUCAGUGUGGCGAUAGCUUUUGUUUUAUCCGUUUAUUUUAUUACUAUCCCUUAGCCUGUCUGUUUUCUAGUGAGAGACAGAAAGGGAGUAGAUGCUCAUAGGAGGGGAGGUAGGGAGGAACUGGGAGGAGUAGAGGGAGAGGAAACCAUAAUCAGGAUAUAUUACAUAAGGAGAAAAAGUAUUUUCAAUAAAAGAAAAAAUAAGAGUCAUCAUAAGAAAUCAAUCUAAAUUUUCAUAGACCAACAAAAAGUAGGUUAUUAUACUCCUGAGGAUUUGGCUUUAUGGGCUAGACUGUGCUAUUUUCGUUUGUAGAACAUGACCAACUUUGUUUUAUGAUGCCAAUAAGAGGAUUAUUGCCUAAGGAAUAUUGAGGGAGAAAAAAUGUUUUCUAGUUAGCAUCACUGAAUGUGCAAACACGUGGACUCUGACACUGCGUCUUAAUGUCCUAAGGGAAAGAGACUGCCAGCGGCCUCUCUCCCACUGGCCCUGGGCUCAUCUGUUCCAUCGGCUCGUCAGAGUUCCUCUCCGAAGACUGAACCCUCUGUCUGUACAAGGGCCUGUUUUACAGGGCCAGAGUGUCCGUUAAUCUCUGUUAUUCCUCCAGAACUCAUUUGUGGGGCUACCCUGAGCUGGCUGCACAGGACUGCCCUAGCAAAGGGCACAACCCUGGGCCAGGCUCCUAGAAAACAGUGAGAGGUUCCCUGCAUGACAGUUUUGAGUGAAGGCAGGAGGCUGGCCUGAGACUGGUGGUGAGCUUGGAUAUUUGUGUCUAGCCCCAUUUGGGGAAGCCAUUUUUCUACCACUUAAGAUGACAAUCUCAGUAGAUGAUGAGCAGAAUAACCCAGGCCUCUGCACGCAGUAUGUAGGUGAGGUGGUCAUUCUAGUUAAAAGCUGGUAAAUCACAACCAACUGCACUGCCAUGGAAUUGCCACUAGUGCCCUUGAAUUGUGCUCUCUGCUGUGGACCCAGUUCCUCUUGCCCGCCAUCUGGCGGCCGAUUGUGGGCAGCUUUGCCUGAAGCUCUUGCAUUUCCUGUUUUAACUCACAGCUCCCUCUGCUGGCCUGAGAGACGACAUGUUUAAAUUGCUCUAAUUAAAACUCCCGUGUCCUAAAAUACCUUUGCUUUACUUUAUUUACCCAUAGUUAUUAUGAAAUUUCAUUACACAGGGAACUCAUAUAGUACCUCCGGUGUAAAAAUACAUUUAUAUCUCAUAUAGUGGUGCAGAAUUUAAUCAGAGAUUCCCCAAAACAACAGCUUUUGCAUUAGCUGUCCAAAGCACUGACCUUGCCCAAGGUUAAAGGUGAGGCCCUUGGAAACCACUCCAAGUUCAGCACCCAUGUCCUGUUUGGUACUGAGUCAGCAAGUACAGCUUGAUUGCUCUAUGUGAAUUCAUUGAUCAUUUGAGUAUUAAUGAAGCAAUAUUUCAUCUCAGUAGUUUUACCAUGGGGAGGAGGAAACGCAAAUACCUUUCCUGUAGGUUCCUGGCCACCUGGCUAAACCAGCUGUGCACGUGGCCAUCCAGCCGCUGAGCACACUGGGGUGGUGUGAGUCGAUUGUUAGCGGGGCAGGUGGCUUAGCAAAUAGUUGAGACAAUGCAAUAUUAAGCGGUAGUUUCCUGUUUGUGGAAGAAAGCAGACUUCCAUUUACUUAUUGGCAUGUUCCUCAUGCAUUGACUUGUUAACUUUGUCAUUCGUCUCCUUUUAUGAUUUAGUAGGUAUUAAUUGGUGGUCAGAGGAUUUCUGGAGAGGGUUAGCUUACUCAUAACUAGACUACACUGUCCUUGUUUUUCCUUAGAAGGUGACGUGUUAGCUGGCCCACUAUUUCUUGGUUAUUGCAGUUGUAACUUUAUGGAAGCGGCUGGGCAUGUGCUCUGCCUGUGGCCCUGUGCUGGGCGCUGUCAUCUCAGAGGCCUGGCAGUCACCAUUUGUCGGCAUUACCGAAUGUGAGACUAUGUAGACUCUUCUAUAUCGUAUCUUCCGUCAUGCUGAAAGGCUAAUGGAGAUGCUCCACCCAGGCCAGAGGUCUUGGGCUCGAUGUUUCUGCUCUUCUGAGAAACUGGCUUCUCUCAUGGCUUGUGUGGAUUGUGUUCAUGAUGCCUGGUGGGGUAGAAUUUAUAGUUUACAGCUGUUGCCUUUAUAGGAGCUAAAACAUCAAUUGUAAUAAAAAACCAGGAAUGAAAAUGUUCUCUGCUGAGGCAAAUUAAAUUAUUUCGGAUUUUAUUUUAAAUUAAUGAAUAAAUGGAGAUAUAACUUUAUUACCUUUUUUUUUAAACUGUUGGGUAAGGAGGGAUUUGUCUUUACAUAUUUAAUCAGUCAGCUACCUGUUACUGUAACAAAGUACCUGAGGCAUUCAUUUCCUUUGGGAAAUAUUCAUUCAGUCCAUGGAUUUGCAAGUCCCAGCCUGUGCCUGAGCAGCCCCAUUGCUUUCUGCUCCUGGUAGAGUGAUGGAGAGCAGAGGCAGGCAUGCGAGGUAGACUAGAACUGCUCACACCACCAAUCAAGGAACAGAGAGGAAGACUGGGCAGUCCACAUCCCAAAUGCCCCUUUCCAGCAUAUCUCCUGGGUCUCCCCAACAAGGCCCUCUUCCCAAAGUUCCCACCAUCUAAUAGCACCACUCUGGAGCCAAGUUUUGAACAUGUGGACCUCUGGGGAACAUCCAGAAUCUAAAUUAUGGAUGAAUAUGUAUGUGUUUAAAAUGUAUAGAACCUAUAUCUUUUAAAAGAUAGUUCAUGUUUUUUUAACCACACCCCUGCCCCCCCACCCCGAGUUGUAAUCACUGGUAGAGUGGGGCUCCUUUCAGACCUGCCCUCUCUGUCAGAGGACAUGUCCAUAGCAUCUGGGGGAAAAAAGUGCUCCAACUCAGAUGUGCUACUCUAUCCUCUGGAUCAUUUUUCACAGAACAGUCACAGGGCCCUCUUCACACAGCAGAGUACAUAAAUCUUCAUCACUUUUAAUGACUCCGUGGUACUCCAUUCCAUACUGUAGUCUACUCAAUCAGCCCCGCACAGGGACUAGCAUCUCACUACUAAGCAUUGUAAUGAACCUGCUAAGCAUACAUCUUAGUGCACUUUUCCUGAUGAAGAAAAUUGUUGUAAAGACUGAAGAUGUUAGCGUUGAAGCAAGGGAUGAUUUUUUCAAUGUUUUUGAUGUGUGCUGCUAAGGAGCUGUGUGGAAAGGUUGAGAAGGUGAGGAUGUAGAUGCUUCCUAGCUCCCUGACCACUGGUGGGUUCUCUUUCUCUGUAACAUUUGCCCAUCUGAUAGAUGUUAGACUGGGUGUCUCUGGCAGUGGAGGUUCUCCUGGAGACAGCUGUGUCUGGAACCUUGCCCAGUUCUCAGGUCCUGUCCUGCUUCUCCUCUGAUGGUGCUUGCUUCUCUCCCAAGAGCCCGGCCUCCUCUUCAAAACCAAAAAGCUCCAUGUGAGAAUGAAGCACCUUUGAGCUGUUUUCUGUCCUGGACUGCAAACGUUCAGGCAGCACGGGCUGUAGAGCAAGACUGCCUCCAAACAAAACCACCAAAAUUAUUUUCUCCAGUUCUUUUUUGUAACUGCUACUCUAUCUCUUAAUUGAUUUAUCUUUAUUUACUGAUUUUUGAGACAUAAUUUUUAUGUUAGCAAUAUUAGGCUUACUUGUAAGCCUUAUGCUAGUAUGAGGGCCUUUACCAACUACAGUGGAGUUCUUCUUCGUCCUCUUUGCUAAUUUAAUUUUCAUCAGUAGUCACCAGUGUCUCUUUGUUAGAACAUGCAUGUGUCUCCCCAGUGAUCAGAACAUGCAUGUGUCUGUCUCCCCAGUGAUUAGAACAUGCAUGUGUCUGUCUCCCCAGUGGUUAGAACAUGCAUGUGUCUCCCCAGUGAUCAGAACAUGCAUGUAUCUCCCCAGUGAUUAGAACAUGCAUGUAUCUCUCCAGUGAUUAGAACAUGCAUGUGUCUGUCUCCCCAGUGGUUAGAACAUGCAUGUGUCUGUCUCCCCAGUGGUUAGAACAUGCAUGUAUCUCCCCAGUGAUUAGAACAUGCAUGUAUCUCCCCAGUGAUUAGAACAUGCAUGUGUCUGUCUCCCCAGUGAUUAGACAUGCAUGUGUCUGUCUCCCCAGUGAUUAGACAUGCAUGUGUCUGUCUCCCCGGUGAUUAGACAUGCAUGUGUCUGUCUCCCCGGUGUCCCUUACGAGUCCAUUUAUCUCUACUCUUAUUCCAUGUACUCAUCUCAAAUGAAACAGCUGGCCCGUAUUUAAGUGGAACUGUGGAAAGGCUCACCAGUUUUAACUCCAAAGGUGUCUCAGAAGGGAAAUAGGCUUCUAAGUGCUGGGUAUUUCUCACUGGUUCAGUGAAAGGUUAAAAGCAAGUCUGAACUUCCUGGCAAAUUGUUUAAUGGCAGCCAUUUUGGAGUGGCCUAAUCUAGUGCUCUGCCCCAGAAGAAGAGCCGGUUUCUGGUUCUGAUUGCCACUCUGCCUCACUUCCGCCUCUUAACAGUAUUUGCUGGAACUGCCGAAGAGUCGGCCCGACCUGGCAGCCGUUCCUUCUGUCAGCCUUGCAGAUGGAGGACUAUUUCCCCGGAAUCAUUUAAAAAUGAAUUGGAAGUAGCACCGUGCAUCAGUUAGUUCAAGUCUGAGGUGACAGGAACAUCUCUGUCACCCUAUUUCCUACUCCACUGCAGCAGCUCUAAUAGCCUAACUCCAACUGGAGGAGGCAUUUGAUGUAAAUGCGGAAGAGCAAUUUGGUGACAGAGGGUCUGGAUCACAUGGUCUUGCUCAGUUUAAAGUGGGAGAUAAUGACUUGGACUUUUUAAGCGUAGGGAGGAAUCUGCUCUUUGGGCACAUUUCCAAAAUACUUCUAAAAAAAAAAAACCACCAUUUUCUUUUUAUAAGUAAAGUUGGGCCUCAGAGCAUUUUAUACAGUGGGAAUGUGCACAAUUAAUGGGAGAGAUAAGUGGUGCUGUGAGAGCCUUGGUGUUCAGAGGCCUGACACCCACCGGCUUAGGCACCUCAGCAUUCCUCCUACAUGUAUCACACAGGACGGAGGGGAUCCUUGACCUCACUUGUUUGGGGUUCUGUGUUUCCUCUGUCCUGAUCACUGAGCUAAUUGGGUGUAUUUCUCAUUUGAGAAGGUAAGGAUGCAUAUGUUUCCUAGCUCCCUGGCCCCUGGUGGCUUCUCUUUCUCUGUAACAUUUGCCCAUCUGAUAGAUGUGUCUGACAGUGGAGAUUCUCCUAGAGAUGGCUGUGUCUGGAAUCUUGCAGUUCUCCAGGUCCUGUCCUGAAGUAGAAAAUGAAGUAGUCUCUCAGAUUGAAUUUUCCUAACUAAAAGAUUUUCAGAAUACUUAAAAAAAAACAAAAAAACUCGUGUGUGUGUGUGUGUGUGUGUGUGUGUGUGUGUGUGUGUGUGUCCAAAGGUCAGUGUUAGAAAUCUUCAAUCACUCUCCAUCUUUUCUUGUUUUUUGAAUCAGGGUCUCUCAUUCGGCCGGAAGUUUACUAAUUUGGCUAGACUGGCCGGAAGACCACCGAUACCGUCCCCAGGCCUGGGACUUGAGGUGCACCCUACCGCACCAGCUUUUUACCUGGGUGCUAGGACCAAACUGAGCUCCUCAUGUUUGUGCAGCACACACUUGACUGACCGGGCCAUUUCUUAUUUAGCUGUUUGUAUGCUAAGCUUGGUGACAUUACACAUUGCUAUAAUCCCAGAACGUGAGUCUCUAGUUUUAAGGCCAGCCUGAGCUAAUUUUUCAUGUGCUGUGUAGUUUUUCAUUCUGUGACUUGGGCUGCACUGACAACCUUCUCUUGAUGGUUGAUGUCACUUAUUGUUUGCACUGUUAAAAGGUUCUGGCUUUUAUUGUUUCCUCCUCCUUCUCUUGGUUCUAGCUUGGCUCUUACUGGCAGUUCUGUUCGUGUCUGCAUGGUACAGCUGUACUCAAUACACAGUGGUGCUUACAGCCCUGUCCUCGGCCUUCAUCUUUUCUUCUUCAGGUUCUGGCACUGGGUGACCUUACUCCCACCCUGUGCUUCAGGCUCAGGGACCCACUGGACUCAGAUACACUGUAGGAACCAUGUGUGCUUCCUCCCCACUGACCUGUCAUUCAUUCCCAACCUGCACCCUACAUGUCAGUCACACUCCCUCUGAAUGGCAGCAUCCACAGAGCUGCCCGGAAGGAAAGCCAGAUUGCCUUUCAUAAUUACAUCUCACCAUGUUUUACCGUUCCCCAAAUCUUACCUGUCCUCCACUGCACAGCCAUUUCCUGUGGGCUACGUCUUCCCAUAGGAGAGUCACAAUGGCUUCUGCUCUCUUUCCCUGCUGCAGCCUUGUGCUACAGGAUGCUUGAGCUUUCUGCCUGUGUCUGGACCACAUUACCAGGGACGAACUAGCCCUGUUGCUGCUGAAGACCUGACCCAGCUGUUUGGGCAGUAAGUGACCGAUGCCACCAGGUCAUCUGCCCAAAGACUAUCACCAGGGUCCCUGGCCUUCGCUGGUCCUCUUUCUGCUGUAGCAUACAGAAAUGCUCCACCUCUGAAAUCCCCUCUUCUGAUAGUCCUUACUCUCCUCAGGAUGGAAGCUCACUUGUCUGCAUCUCCAAUAGAACUGUUUCUCCAGAAAGUUGCCUGUGAUUACUGUCUCCAGUCCCCCACACCUGUGACACAACUGAGCUUCUUUUCCGAGGAACAGCCCUCUGGCUUGUCUCUGCUGUCAGAGUGACCGACGGCUUCUCACCCAGAUCUUCCGAGCUGUCUCCCCUUACUUGCUUAGCUCUCCCAUUUAGACUCUGGCAUUUAAAUCAAUCUCUCCAUCGAGUGAUUUCCAGACACAUAACUCCAGCCCUUCAGACUUGCCUCCAAGAUGCAUGCUGACCAUCUUCACCCUCUUGUCUCAUAAUGUGUUUGGUGACAACACACACCAGCCAGGACCCUUGAUUCUCUCGUGUUCUUCCCUGAUCUUCCCCAUCAAGGAGACGCCUUCCUCAUCUCAUCCCCAGUGCAAGUCUAAAGCCCAGGGGGAUGGCUCUUCUAACCCAAGAGCCGUCCUGCUCGACAGCCCCACGGCCGCGCCCCACGGCCGAGCCCUACCACGCCUCGGCCGCGCCCCACGGCCGCGCCCCACCACGCCUCGUAGCCUGCGCUCAUCUUUGGCUUGCACAUGGAGUUUCCUGUCUAGUCUCCCAGCCUCACCUUCAUUUCCCCGAGAUUGUUUUUCCCACGUGGCAGCCAGAGAUAUUUUUAAAAUGUAAGUCGGAUGGAUGAUGCUUCGUUUUAACCUUUUUAUGGCUUCCUGUUACAAGGUCUACUUGAUGGAGCCCCACUCACUCCCUGACCACAUCCAGUCCCACCGCGGUCGCCCGCCCGCCUGCCCGCCCCCACCUGCUGCUCUUCAGUGCGUCUUCGGUGCAGUAGCGCGGCCUUCUUACCUUGUCCCUCUCCACCCUUGUCCUCAGGAACGUUUCCAUGACCCCGUACACAGGAAUAUACAAUAGUAUACAAAUCAGACACUAGUAAUAAUAAAGCCCGUUCCUUUUAGCGGUUAAUCUGAAUCAUUCUUUCACACUGACUCGGCAGUUAUGAAUAUGAUAAUACAAAUAUGUGAUUUGGAGAAUUUAUCAGAAGAGUGGCCGGUUCAUUGUUCAGGAUUUAAUCCUUAAACAGAGUCCUCUGAGUGCUUUUUGGGUGGAUCUUCUACCUAUACCUGUGUUCUACUUGGAAAGCAACUUUAAAAACUAGUUUUCAUGUUAGGUUUUCAAAUCACAAACUUCCCUUGUGUCCUACAGGGAGCACCUCCUUGCUUGUGUCCUACAGGGAGCACUCUCCUAGCUUGUGUCCUACAGGGAGCACCUCCUUGCUUGUGUCCUACAGGGAGCACUCUCCUAGCUUGUGUCCUACAGGGAGCACCUCCUUGCUUGUGUCCUACAGGGAGCACUCUCCUAGCUUGUGUUCUACAGGGAGCACCUCCUUGCUUGUGUUCUACAGGGAGCACCCUCCUUGCUUGUGUUCUACAGGGAGCACUCUCCUAGCUUGUGUUCUACAGGGAGCACCUCCUUGCUUGUGUUCUACAGGGAGCACCCUCCUUGCUUGUGUUCUACAGGGAGCACUCUCCUAGCUUGUGUUCUACAGGGAGCACUCUCCUAGCUUAUCUACAGGGAGCACCCUCCUUGCUUGUGUUCUACAGGGAGCACUCUCCUAGCUUAUCUACAGGGAGCACCCUCCUUGCUUGUGUUCUACAGGGAGCACCCUCCUAGCUUGUGUUCUACAGGGAGCACCCUCCUUGCUUGUGUUCUACAGGGAGCACUCUCCUAGCUUGUGUUCUACAGGGAGCACCCUCCUUGCUUGUGUCCUACAGGGAGCACCUCCUUGCCGGAGUGGCCGUGCAGCCACCUCCAGGUUAGCUGUGGUGCUGGCCCUGCCGUUUGAGCAUCCCUUUGUUCCUUAUCGAGGAUCUCCUCUGCUGGUUAUUGUCGCGUUCCCAGAUGUUAGGGUUCUGAAGGAUUAAAACCCUCUCCGCCACCACACUCUGGUCCGCCGCACUUCCAGCACUGUGGGUGCUGCUGCUGCUGCCUUGAGUUAGUGUGGCGAAAGCUUGAGAAAGGCCUAGCUGAGAAAAUAGUUACGACAUCCCUUAGCCAACCCAUAGCUUUCUUUGGAAUUUCUUCAUUAGCCUUCCAGACAGGACCUAAGGGGCCUCACCUACCCACCUCUGCCCUGAGAAUUCCAGCACCAGGAAGGCCUGGCCUUCUCUGCCACUCACCUCAGCCCUCCAGCUAUCCUAACUCAGGUCUGGGGUUACUUAUUGGCCCUUCUCCUCCAUAAGCACCUACUGGGUCCCUGUCCCUGUGCCCAGAUAUGUUCUAGAGGACACGAGUGCUGAUAAAUGGGGUGACCGCUCUCUGGCACAUCUGGACUGUUUUACACUUAACUGUUUGUAACAGAUCCCAUAAUGGGCUACAGAGCACAGUGGGGACUAGUUUUGCCUAGAGGGUUGACGGAGAUCUGCAAUCGGAUGGCAUGGACUGGACUCCUAAGAAAGAGAAAGAAGAGAAAGCUGCAAGGCUAGCAGUGGUAGGGAGUCCAGGUGGAGUGAAUAUCCAAUGACUUGGGGCAGUUGUCAUCAGUCCAGAUGAGUGGUUCUCAACCCAUGGGUCACGACCCCUUUGGGGUCACAUGUAUCAUAACCUGCAUAUCAGAUAUUUACAUUAGGAUACAUAAUAGUAGCAAAAUUAUAAUUAUAAAGUAGCAAUGAAAUCAUUUUAUGGCCGGGCGGUGGUGGCACACGCCUUUAAUCCCAGCACUCGGGAGGCAGAGCCAGGCGGAUCUCUGUGAGUUCAAGGCCAGCCUGGGCUACCAAGUGAGUUCCAGGAAAGGCGCAAAGCUACACAGAGAAACCCUGUCUUGAAAAACCAAAAAAAAAAAAAAAAAGAAAUCAUUUUAUGGUUGGGGGGUCACCACAACAUGAAGAACUGUAUUAAAGGGUCAGCAUUGGGAAGGUUAGAACUACUGCUCUAGAUACUUGCUGGUGGUCCUGAGUUCCAGCUUCCUCUCUCUUAAGUGAUGUAACAAAAAACAUCCUGCCUCAACUGUAAUAUUACAUUACUUUUUUGUUUUUUUUUUUCAGGACAGGUUUUCUCUGUGUAGCUUUGGAGCCUGUCCUGGAACUCACUCUGUAGACCAGGCUGGCCUCAAACUCAGAGAGAUCCGCCUGCCUCUGCCUCCCGAGUGCUGGGAUUACAAGCAUUCACCACUGCCCAGCUUCAUUUUUAAUAGCUAAUUUGAAUUGGGUCUUCAGUUGAAAGGAAUAAUGAUUCACAUAGGAUAGAAAGCCAUUGGGAGUUGUCUGGCUGUGUUUGACUUUGCACACCCUUGAGUAUCCCUCCGUCUUCUCAGAAGGUGAUGAACAUCUGCCUGUCUUUAUGCUUGCCUUCUUAAGACUUACAUAAAUAAAAAACUGCUUUGGGGGAUUCUUUAUUUUGGAAUGUUGUCGUUUUUCCCUCUCACAGUUGAUUUAGUUGUGACUGAGGGGAAAGACUGAAGCGCCGGCUGCCAUCAAGAUUGUAUUUCUGAAGAGGCUCAAUUUCUGGAAAGAAAAUAACUGUCGAUAGACGCUGUCCAGCUAAGAGCCUUUAUGUCCUUGAAUCUCAAACUCAAGAGCACUCAUCCUGGAAAACAACUUGACUGGUCAAAGGAAUCAUUACAGAAAGAAGGUGGAAACAGUUGUCAGGCUAAAUAUUUCCAGUCAAAAGUGGGCUGAAAGAAAUUACAGCUAUCAGUGAUAGUUUAUGGACCAUUUUAAAGGGGCCUCCUAAAAUGGUGGCCACCAUUUAAUAAAGAUGGCUGUUUUUUAAAUUCCAGUUUUUAAUUUGACAGCUUGCUGCCAUAAAUCUGAUUGCCAGUGUGCAGAGAAUCCAUCUGUCUGUCUUAGACUGUUGUGUCCCAGUGGCUCUGCUUCCUCUAGGAAGCCCUCUUGGCUUGGAAACAUGGAAACACCAUCAGCAAGUCACAGACUGAGGAGCUCCACUGACUCCCACUUCCCAGCUCCUCCGCCGGGCACCUGCUUUCCUGCACUGCAUCCAGAGAGGCACUCUUUGAGACUGACUAUAAAAUAUUAAUUUUGCCAGGGCUCAGUGUCCUAAAAUUAAAAAAGUGCCGAUGAUGAAAGGGACCCUCAUUCUGGGGGAGCAUAUUGCUGUAUCCCAAGAGGAAGUGCUCUGAGCGUUCACCACAUGGUCAGAAUUGAUUGGUGGCAAGAAAAUGCCAUUGUAUUUACUGGGCAUUUGUAGUUUAUUAGGUUUGUCAUAAAAUGUAAUGUUUGCAUCUCCUCGGAGAUUGGAAAUUAGUUCACAAGACUGUCCAGAAAAACACAGAAGAGAUAUACCAAUGCCAGGUUUGCAAAGUAAUUGCAUUUCACUACUUUAGUCAAUAAUCUAAUUUAUACAUUGGCUAAAAGUUAAUCUGCCGUUCUAAGGUCAUUUCAAAGACACCUUCAUUUUAGUGGAGGGCUACAGGGCCAUCUUUCUCCUGAAGAAACUGCAGGGCUUGGGAAAGAUUUUGGUUUUGGUUUUUGUUGCUUGUUUUUUUUUUUUUUAAAAUCUGUUUAUGUGAGUGUGUGUGUGCCUGAGUGAGUUUAUAUUCGCCAAGUGGACUAGGUGCCCACAGAGGCAGGUGUCCCUGCAACUGGAGUUUAAGGCAGUUAAGCCACCUGGUGUGGGUAUGGAGACCCCAACCUGGGUCCUCUGCAGGAGCAUUGUGUGCUCUUCACCACCGAGUUCUUUUUUGUGCUUUUUCAUUUGUCCUCAAUCACGGGCUCUCCUUUGGCAGGAGAAUGAAGGAGCAUGCUCUUGCGGUCCGGCUUCUACUGCUAACACUCCUGCCCCUCCCUCUUGCCGCCGUGUCCAGGAGUGCACCAUGGUUAGGAUACAGGCUAACCAUGUAUGUAAUCCCUAAACAAGAGGUCCUCCAGCUGGAUACGCUGAACAAGGAGCCUGUUUAUCCCGCCAUGCUGUCUCUUGGUAGACAGCACAGCCACCUUUGUUGUGGCUCAAGGUUGUUGCCAGAACCAUUUUGAUAUACGCACUAAGAUCAGAAAACAAUUAAUUCCAGGGGUCUGGGUUGGGUGUUAUACAUCAACAUUAAAGAAUAUGGGUUGUAGAACUAACUCCAGUAUUUCCUUGCUGGGGUGAAAGCCCUUUUUAAGCCUCGGUGCAGACUUGCAGUUGCUGGAGCCGGAAGACCCAGCCUGCGCUGAACCCACGCGCAGCCGCAGUGGGAGGAGGGGCUGCGCCUGUCCUGCGUGGCGACCGACCGUUGGGCCUCAACUGUCUUCCUCACCCGGUUCACUUCCUCCACCCGAGUGAGCCGCCAUGGCCUGGGCUGCGGGCAUCCUGCGAGCCAGCAAAAGAGUGGGUGCAGCCAGAGUGGAUUUCAGGGACCAGGGCAUAACUCUGUGGCCCAGUCGGGUGCUGGGUGCCCCCCUCAACCGGGCCUGGUGGAACGCCACUCCCACGUCUACCAUGUCGACCGUGAAGGGUAAACUUAUCAAGCACAUCAGCUCCGAAGAGCCCGUUCUCCACAACAAGGUCUCCAUUAUAGGAACUGGAUCAGUCGGAAUGGCCUGUGCCAUCAGCAUUAUAGCAAAAGGCCUGGCCGAUGAGCUUGCCCUUGUUGACAGUGAUGAAGCAAAAAUGAAGGGCGAGACGAUGGAUCUCCAGCAUGGCAGUGUCUUCAUGAGAAUGCCAAAGAUUGUCUGCAGCAAAGAUUUCCAUGUCACUGCCAACUCUGAGGUAGUUAUUGUCACAGCAGGUGCACGCCAGGCCAAAGACGAAACGCGCCUGAAUUUAGUCCAGCGAAACGUGUCCAUCUUUAAGGUGAUGAUUGCCAAUAUUGUCAAGCAUAGCCCCCACUGCAAACUGAUUAUUGUUUCCAAUCCAGUGGAUAUCUUAACAUACGUAACCUGGAAACUGAGCGGGUUUCCCAAAAACCGUAUUAUUGGAAGUGGUUGUAACCUUGACACUGCUCGCUUCCGUUUCAUGCUUGGGGAGAGGCUUGGCAUCCACUCUGAAAGCUGCCACGGGUGGGUCCUUGGAGAGCAUGGAGACUCAAGUGUCCCCGUGUGGAGUGGAGUGAACAUCGCCGGUGUGCCUCUGAAAGAGCUGAAUUCAGAGCUAGGAACUAGCAAAGACCCCGAGCAGUGGGGAAAUGUCCACAAAGAUGUGAUUGCCAGUGCCUAUAAAAUUAUCAAAAUGAAAGGCUAUACUUCCUGGGCCAUUGGCCUGUCUGUAGCUGAUAUUGCAGAAAGCAUUCUGAGGAACCUCAGGAAAACGCAUCCAGUUUCCACCAAUGUUAAAGGUUUAUACGGAAUCAAAGAAGAGGUGUUUCUCAGUGUGCCUUGUAUCAUGGGGGAAAACGGCAUCUCAGAUAUUAUAAAAGUAAAGUUGAGCUCUGCAGAGGAGGCCCAGAUGGUAAAGAGUGCAGAUACGCUUUGGAAAAUUCAGAAAGAUAUCAAGUUUUAAGCCAUCCUUCUAAAGAUACCAAAGACAAAGAUGCAGUAUAUGCCGAUGUGGGGUGAACUGGGGGUUCUGAAAGUUGGAGGUCUCCUUUGUGGUCUCCUGUUGUGUGGCAUCCAGCUGCGGGGUGACUUUACCUUUUCAGUUUCCGAGUGACUGCAUUAAAGGUAUUUUUGUUGUUUGGA